Molecule: messenger RNA, 1674 nt
Organism: Capsella rubella
Lineage: Eukaryota; Viridiplantae; Streptophyta; Magnoliopsida; Brassicales; Brassicaceae
Product: probable ADP-ribosylation factor GTPase-activating protein AGD13
Exons: 9
Coding region: 82-1092 (336 amino acids)
Molecular function (GO): GTPase activator activity; phospholipid binding
Source: RefSeq, a predicted model, not a curated record
UUUCCUUUUGUUUUGUCUAUCUAUCCUCCCUUUCACAACAUUGAUUUUGUUUGAUGAUUGUUGAGUUUUGAAAGAAGAGCAAUGAGCAAUUAUGCAGGCGGACUCGGCAAGCCUGGUUCAGGUAAAAGGAGAAUAAAGGAUCUGUUAAAUCAACCUGAUAACCGAGUCUGUGCUGAUUGUGGCGCUUCUGAUCCUAAAUGGGCAUCAGCAAAUAUCGGAGUAUUCAUUUGCUUAAAAUGUUGUGGUGUGCACAGAAGCCUCGGCACUCAUAUCUCAAAGGUUUUGUCUGUGACACUUGAUGAAUGGUCAGAUGAGGAAGUUGAUUCCAUGAUUGAAAUUGGAGGAAAUGCGUCUGCUAAUUCAAUUUACGAAGCUUUUGUACCUGACACAUGCUCUAAGCCUGGACCUGAUGUUAGUCAUGACCAGCGUAUGAGAUUCAUUAGGGCAAAAUAUGAACUUCAAGAGUUUCUGAAGCCAAGCUUGCGGAUUAAAUCGGGGAAAUGCUCAACAAAGAGUUCACCGUUUCUUACAUCAAGUCUUUCUAGAAAGAUUAUGGAUAGUUUUCGCACAAAUUCAUCGUCACAGAAGAUGUUUCAGGAAGGAAUGGUAGAGUUUAUUGGAUUGUUGAAGGUGACUAUUAAGAAAGGUACUAACUUAGCAAUCAGAGACUUGAUGUCAAGUGAUCCAUACGUUGUGUUGAAUCUAGGGAAGCAAAAACUUCAGACAACUGUUGUAAAUAGUAAUUUGAACCCGGUAUGGAAUCAAGAACUCAUGCUGUCUGUUCCGGAAAGUUAUGGUCCAGUGAAAUUGCAAGUGUAUGAUUAUGAUACAUUUUCUGCUGAUGACAUAAUGGGAGAAGCUGAUAUUGAUAUCCAACCUUUGAUAACAUCUGCAAUGGCUUUUGGGGAUCCUGAAAUGUUUGGGAAUAUGCAGAUUGGGAAGUGGCUAAAAUCAAAUGAUAACCCACUAAUAGAUGACAGUAUCAUUAACAUUGUUGAUGGGAAAGUGAAACAGGAGGUCCAGAUCAAGCUUCAGAAUGUAGAGUGUGGAGAAUUAGAGCUAGAAAUGGAAUGGCUGCCACUUGAACAAUAAUUGUCAAAUAGGUCUCAUAACAUUCUAUAUUGCAUUGAUUCAUUUUUUUUUUUUUUUUGUUUUAUUGUCACUCCAUUCGUUGGAAGUUUUCUCAACUCUUUUUUGGCGUAUUUGUAACUCAUUUCAGAGGAACAUGUAUUUUGAAGUUUGUAUAACCCAAUGGAUUAUGAUAAUGUUUAUGAUUGAUGGAAAAAUAACUUUUAUUUAUGCACACCUUUACUUGUUUCGUAGCAUUGUCAGAAUAAACACUUUGGAAGGAAGAGACUUCAUCUUCCUUAGAUAGACUCUGCAAUUUCCUUUCCCCUCGACAUCUAAUGUAUUGUCCCCUAUUUUUGCUGAGACGGUCUCUUAAUUUGCCUUACCUACCCCAUCAAACACUUUGGAUUUUUUACAAGUAUUGCAGCUACGGGCAGAGAAUGCGACCGAAUCCAUGUUUCAGGCUUAUCAAACAAGAAUAAAGAGCUAAGGAUAUAUUCCAAAAGAGAAGAAGUUCGAAUUAUCAUUAGAAUGGAACGGAAACACGAUUGAUCAAUUAUUUAACUGGAGCUUUACAAAGCCCCAAAAGACAAAGUACUUAGUUUU